AUGUCGACUACCCCUCCACCUGUUCCACCCAAGCCUAAUAGCCAAGGGAGAAGCAAUAAUGAAGGUGGAAUCAAUCAAUUAUUGAAUCUAAUAGAUUCAGAAAUUCCUCACUCUAACUGGGGAACUCUAAGCAACAAUCAGCAAUACUCAAGUUCAUCCCAAUACCCUUCCUCAUCACCAUCAAAUUCAUAUAAUGCAAAUACAUUUUCGCAGUCUUAUGCUUAUAAUUCUGGACCGUCUUAUGGCAGCGCUCAAAAUUACGGUGGUCAACCUUAUUAUCAAGAGAAUCAGUACUCAAAUUCCCAAUAUCCAGCGUACUCACCAGGUUGGCCUGCUCAAACUUCGAACUAUUCAGAAAACUAUGGACCAUCUUCAAGCCAAUCUGGUUCCGCAAUGCCAACGCCUUAUAGUUAUGUAUCUGAAGGAACAUCGUAUUCUAUUCCCACUUCUCACACGGGACCAAAAACUACGCCGGUUGGAUACGCAACACCGCAACUAGUGAUGCCAGAUUUUCAUACAUACGUGAAUAAUUCAUCCGGGCAUCAGAAUGAUUCGAAUAGUCUGCCAAGGAAUUCUCAG
Molecule: messenger RNA, 579 nt
Organism: Acaulospora colombiana
Lineage: Eukaryota; Fungi; Glomeromycota; Glomeromycetes; Diversisporales; Acaulosporaceae
Source: the annotation of a GenBank genome assembly